Sphenostylis stenocarpa is the source of this 1380-nucleotide messenger RNA. NCBI's taxonomy places the organism in Eukaryota, Viridiplantae, Streptophyta, Magnoliopsida, Fabales, Fabaceae. The record is from the annotation of a GenBank genome assembly.
AUGGGGAAAAAAGGAAGCUGGUUUUCUGCAGUGAAGAAAGUUUUCAGUGCAGAUUCCAAAAAAGAUAAGAAAAAACAGAAAAGCCACAAUUCAAAGAAAGCAAGCAGUGACAAGGAUGGGGAAGUAGCAGCAGCAGUUGUUCUUCCACAAAUAGAAGAUGUUAAAUUAAUUGAGGCUGAGAAGGAACAAAGCAAGCAUGCUGCUUCUUUGGCUUUUGCCACUGCUGUUGCUGCAGAGGCUGCUGUUGCUGCUGCUCAGGCUGCUGCAGAGGUUGUUCGUCUGACAAGUAUGCCACAUCACACUGGAAAGACCAAGGAAGAAAUUGCAGCUAUCAGGAUUCAGACUGCAUUUCGUGGACAUAUGGCAAGAAGAGCAUUGCGUGCCUUGAGAGGUUUGGUGAGGUUGAAAACCUUAGUGCAAGGGCAAUCUGUUAAACGACAAGCUACUAGCACUCUACGAAGUAUGCAAACUCUAGCAAGAUUACAGUCUCAGAUUCGUGAAAGGAGAAUUAGAAUGUCUGAAGAGAACCUAGCUCUUCAGCGCCAACUGCAGCAGAAACAUGAAAAAGAACUUGAGAAGCUGCGUGCUGCUCAGGUUGGAGAAGAAUGGGAUGAUAGUUGGCAGUCAAAGGAGCAAAUUGAAGCCAAAUUGUUGCACAAGCAAGAAGCUGCUUUAAGAAGAGAGAGAGCUUUGGCCUAUUCAUUCUCACAUCAGCAAACAUGGAAGGGCUCUUCAAAAUCAUUAAAUCCCACAUUUAUGGAUCCAAACAAUCCCCAAUGGGGGUGGAGUUGGCUAGAGAGGUGGAUGGCAACUAGGCCAUGGGAUGGCCACAGAACUGUGGAUCACAAUGAUCAUGCAUCUGUGAAGAGUGCAGCAAGCCGUGCCAUGUCAGUUGGAGAAAUCACCAAAGUGUAUUCUCUCCAAGACCAUAGCCAUGACAAAAGACCUUCCCCUUUUGGCCAAAAACCAAGAAGACCAGUCCAUCACAUUUCCCCUUCAAAGGCACCAUCUGCUAAUGGCAAGGCAAGGCCAUCAAACUCAAAGGGUAGUGUCUGGGGAGGAGAUGAGGACUCAAGAAGCAUGUUCAGCGUUCAAUCAGAGCGAUAUCGACGACACAGCAUUGCAGGAUCCUCAGUGAGAGAUGAUGAGAGCCUUGCAAGCUCCCCUGCCAUUCCAAGUUACAUGGCACCUACAAGCUCAGCCAAGGCCAGGUCCAAAAUCCAAAAGCCUUCACCUGAAAAAGAAGGUGCUGCAGUAAGAAAACGCCUUUCUUUCUCACCUUCUGCUGCUGCUUCAAGAAGGUACUCUGAUCCUCCUAAGGUGGAAAUUGUUUUCAACAAGGAUGCUGCUGCAACUAUUAGCAAUGGAAGGGGAAGGUAG